UCUUCAGAGAAGCUAGCUUGAGAAGUACAGUUCGGGAUCCGGGGUUCAUCAUGGCCAAAAAGUAUGCUCACCUACUGUGGAUCGUUCCACUCGUCGGAACGAUCCUUGGAGCGCCGAUCGAAACGCAAGAACCAGAUGAGCAAGUGGCUAGCGAAUUGGAACAGGCUGGAGGUCACUUUGAAGGUGACAUAAUCCUUGACACCACGCAGGAGGAUAUCUUACAAAGCGGACGCACUGCUCUCAUUGGACCGUCCUAUCGGUGGCCAAACUAUACCGUGUACUACAGCAUCCAAACGGGUGAUUUCACUACCGCACAGCAGAACUCCAUCAAGCUAGCUCUGGAAGAGAUCAUGCUCCUCAGCUGCGUAAAGUUCGUCCAGCGAACUAACCAACCGGAUUACGUCAGAGUGACGGGCGAAUACAGCGGCUGUUGGUCCUAUCUGGGCCGGGUCGGCGGUGCCCAGCAGCUAAACCUACAGCCAAAUGGUUGCAUGUCCAAGGGAACCAUCAUGCACGAGUUCCUCCAUUCGUUGGGAUUCGUGCACAUGCAGAGCGCUUCGGAUAGGGACUUUUUUGUGAAGAUUAACUGGGCGUCGAUUCAAGGUGGUAAGGCGGGCAAUUUCGACCGCUACGAAUCAACGGUCAUCAACGAUUUUGGCAUCCCGUAUGACUACGCCAGUGUCAUGCACUACCAAUCCAAUGCAUUCAGCGUGAACGGCUCGCCCACGAUCAUUCCGUACGAGGCGGGAGUCAUCAUCGGGCAACGGGUGGGCAUGAGCUACAAGGACGUCAAGCGCCUAAAUUACCUUUACCCGGACUGCCAUUGAGUGAUGUAGUGCGGGGGGGGUGAUUGAUUGGGUAGAGUUAAGGCAAACUGUGAGCUGUUUCAAUAAAAUAAAUACGAAUAAACUAAGCUUGGUUGUGGGUCACG
Molecule: messenger RNA, 931 nt
Organism: Ochlerotatus camptorhynchus
Lineage: Eukaryota; Metazoa; Arthropoda; Insecta; Diptera; Culicidae
Product: zinc metalloproteinase nas-14-like
Exons: 4
Coding region: 51-827 (258 amino acids)
Biological process (GO): proteolysis
Molecular function (GO): metalloendopeptidase activity; zinc ion binding
Source: RefSeq, a predicted model, not a curated record